AUGGAGACUGAAUUCUAUUCCGCCGUAAACUGGGCAUCGCCUACAGACCAUGUGGAGUCUCUGUUCCCCUGGGAGACAGAAUCACCCCGGUCGGGGCAGGCAGAUGUGUGGGGGUCUGAGCUGGACCUGCUGCUCUCCGCUUCGUCAUAUCCGAUUCCCGAGCCUCCACAGCUGCAGGACCAGGAGGACCAACACAAAGAGAAUAACCUAACCGCCUUAUAUGGCGGUGUUAUCGUGCACGAAGAGGACCCUUCAAACGAGCCCGCUCUUUUCCAACCAACACCUGAAGCCAGGACUUUCUCAGCACCAACCCCACCAAGUAAUCGCAUCUCCAAACCAGCCGAGGCAACAAGGAAACGCGGCCGUCCGCGGAAACUCAUUGACGAUGCCGGCGUAAAUGCAGAAGAGCGACGGCGCACGCAAGUCCGUAUAGCGCAGCGAGCUUAUCGGUCUCGCAAGGAGGCCAACAUAUCCUCGCUCCAAGACCGCAUUAGGCAGCUUGAAACGGCGAUCAAGCAUAUGAGCACAUCUGUUAUAUCGUUUGGCGAUGAUGUCGUCCGGUCAGGUGCCUUGGAUUCGCAUCCUGAUUUACUUCGGCCGCUCGGGAACACCGUGCAGGCUUGUCUGGCGUUGCCGGCGCUUCCUCUUGGUGAGUCGGGGUAUCAGAUAGAGGAUGCCGACUCGACGGGGAAGAAGAAGAAGCGUAUUGGGUAUCCCACUUCCUCUGCCGCUGAAGGUUCAGAGACGAUGGAGAUAUCCGAGUUCAUAGACCGGUUGCACGUCACCUGCAGCUACCAAGCAUACCUCGUGUGCGCCAACCCAGCAGUCCCAACGAGGCGAAUAGAGCGCCCUUUCCGGAUCCUCCUAGGCCUCAUGCCUCGGAUGUUUGUCGCCGAGCUCUUCAAGGACUGGUUACUCGCAAGAGCCGGCCACAAGACCCUGGAUCACUGGGAUCAUAUCCCGUUCUUCCGCAUAGGAGGUGCCGGUACCCACUAUCCUUCGUCGGGGAACCUGCACUUUCCCUUUCCUACACACGGCUCAUCCGCCGUGGAAGAGGACCUGUCGCGGUUUGCCGCUGACUUGCAGGAUGAGCUUGAGGAUGAGUGGUUUGACCUAGGUGAUCUCCAGGGCUAUCUCCACGAGCGGCAAGUGGUGUUUACCGCGUCCUUAAUGCCGGCUGGCCCGAUAUUGCUGGGACAGAAGGAACAAGACCCGGCUAGUGUGUCGCGCUUGAUGCAGGCACUGGUUAAAGGGGCCAUUUGUCUCGGCCGGUCGCCGGGCUUUCGGCGCCGGAAUGUAGAGAAAGCUGUGGACGAAUUUAUAGCGGCCCAGAAUGCUUCCUGA
Messenger RNA from Aspergillus puulaauensis, 1344 nucleotides. RefSeq names its product bZIP transcription factor. The record is from RefSeq and is a predicted model, not a curated record. NCBI's taxonomy places the organism in Eukaryota, Fungi, Ascomycota, Eurotiomycetes, Eurotiales, Aspergillaceae. The transcript has 3 exons. The coding region runs from base 1 to 1344 and encodes 447 amino acids. Gene Ontology annotation, molecular function: DNA-binding transcription factor activity. Gene Ontology annotation, biological process: regulation of DNA-templated transcription.